Pelecanus crispus (Dalmatian pelican) is the source of this 3947-nucleotide messenger RNA. The record is from RefSeq and is a predicted model, not a curated record. Lineage: Eukaryota; Metazoa; Chordata; Aves; Pelecaniformes; Pelecanidae.
GGCCCACAAGGUCCCCAGGGUCCAAUUGGCCCUAUAGGUGAAGAAGGGAAAAGAGGUCCUCGAGGUGAUCCGGGGUCAGUAGGUCCACCAGGUCCUGUUGGAGAGAGGGGUGCUCCUGGUAACCGUGGUUUUCCAGGUUCUGAUGGCUUGCCUGGACCAAAGGGUGCCCAAGGAGAGCGUGGUCCAGCAGGUUCUUCUGGUCCUAAAGGAGGUCAGGGAGAUCCUGGACGUCCUGGUGAACCUGGCCUCCCAGGUGCAAGGGGUUUGACAGGAAAUCCAGGUGUUCAAGGCCCUGAAGGAAAACUUGGCCCCCUGGGUGCUCCUGGAGAAGAUGGACGUCCAGGUCCAGCAGGUUCAAUAGGAAUCAGAGGCCAGCCAGGCAGCAUGGGCCUUUCGGGGCCAAAGGGUAGUAGUGGUGAUCCUGGAAAACCUGGAGAAGCAGGCAAUGCAGGUGUUCCAGGACAGAGAGGGGCUCCUGGUAAAGAUGGUGAAGUUGGUCCUUCCGGUCCUGUUGGCCCACCAGGUCUGGCAGGAGAGAGAGGAGAACAAGGCCCUCCAGGUCCUACAGGGUUUCAGGGCUUGCCUGGGCCACCAGGUCCUCCAGGUGAGGGAGGAAAGCCAGGUGAUCAGGGUGUGCCUGGAGAUCCUGGAGCUGUUGGUCCGUUGGGCCCUAGGGGAGAACGUGGCAAUCCAGGGGAAAGGGGAGAACCAGGUGCAUCAGGACUCCAGGGUGAAAAGGGUAUGGCUGGAGGUCAUGGUCCUGAUGGUCCAAAGGGAAGCCCAGGCCCUAGUGGGACGCCUGGUGAUCCAGGCCCACCUGGUCUUCAAGGUAUGCCUGGAGAAAGAGGGAUUGCUGGAACACCUGGCCCCAAGGGUGAUAGAGGCGGCAUAGGUGAGAAAGGAGCUGAAGGUACAGCUGGCAACGACGGGGCAAGAGGUCUCCCCGGUCCAAUAGGCCCGACGGGUCCAGCAGGUCCCACUGGUGAAAAGGGUGAACCAGGUCCUCGAGGUCUAGUUGGUCCUCCUGGCUCCCGUGGAAACCCUGGUUCCCGAGGAGAAAAUGGCCCAACUGGUGCUGUUGGUUUUGCUGGUCCUCCGGGCCCUGAUGGUCAGCCAGGUGUGAAAGGUGAACCUGGAGAACCUGGACAGAAAGGAGAUGCUGGAUCUCCAGGACCACAGGGUCUUGCUGGGUCUCCUGGUCCACCGGGUCCUCCAGGUGUUCCUGGUCUGAAAGGUGGUAGAGGAACUCAGGGUCCACCUGGUGCUACUGGAUUUCCAGGAUCUGCUGGAAGAGUUGGGCCUCCAGGACCUACUGGAGCUCCAGGGCCUGCUGGGCCUAUUGGUGAGCCAGGAAAAGAAGGUCCCCCAGGUCUUCGUGGUGAUCCUGGUUCUCAUGGCCGUGUGGGAGAUCGAGGGCCAGCUGGGCCUCCUGGUGGUCCUGGAGACAAGGGUGAUGCAGGGGAAGAUGGGCAGCCGGGCCCAGAUGGCCCCCCUGGUCCAGCAGGAACUACUGGUCAAAGAGGUAUUGUUGGCAUGCCAGGACAGCGAGGGGAAAGAGGCAUGCCAGGGCUGCCGGGUCCUGCAGGUACACCAGGAAAACAAGGUCCCACGGGGCCACCUGGUGAUAAAGGGCCCCCAGGACCUAUUGGACAGUCAGGUGCCACUGGACCUGUAGGUGAAGCUGGUCCAGAAGGACCUGCUGGUAAUGAUGGUACUCCUGGACGAGAUGGAGCUGUUGGAGAACGUGGUGAUCGUGGUGAACCUGGCCCUGCAGGCUUACCAGGUUCCCCAGGGGGUCCAGGAACUCCAGGCCCUGUUGGCCCUCCAGGAGAUGCAGGUCAAAGAGGUGAAACUGGUUCUCGAGGUCCAAUGGGUCCCCCAGGUCGUGCAGGAAAAAGAGGUUUGCCUGGUCCCCAAGGACCUCGUGGUGACAAAGGUGACAAUGGAGAUAGAGGCGAUCGGGGCCAGAAAGGACACAGGGGUUUCACUGGGCUUCAAGGUCUUCCUGGUCCUCCUGGUCCUAUUGGUGAACAGGGCAGUCCUGGCAUUCCAGGCCCAUUUGGUCCUCGGGGUCCUCCCGGUCCAGUUGGUCCUUCUGGCAAAGAUGGAAGUCCCGGUCCACUUGGGCCAGUUGGGCCUCCUGGUGUUAGAGGGAGUGUAGGAGAAGCUGGACCUGAGGGUCCACCAGGUGAUCCUGGCCCUCCUGGCCCUCCAGGACCUCCAGGCCAUCUCACUGCUGCCAUUGGUGACAUUAUGGGACACUAUGAUGAUGCUAUGGCAGAUCCGCUACCAGAGUUUACUGAAGAUGAAGCAGUCCCAGAUGACCAUAAUAAGACAGACCCAGGAGUCCAUGCCACACUGAAGUCACUGAGCAGCCAGAUUGAGACUAUGCGCAGCCCAGAUGGUUCAAAGAAACACCCAGCACGGACUUGUGAUGACCUGAAGCUGUGCCACCCAUCCAAGAAGGUAGGUGAAUAUUGGAUUGAUCCUAACCAGGGAUGUGUUGAAGAUGCUAUAAAAGUAUAUUGCAACAUGGAAACUGGAGAGACGUGUAUUUCUGCAAACCCGUCUACUAUACCACGUAAAACAUGGUGGGCCAGCAAGUCAUCUGACAUAAAGCCCAUUUGGUAUGGCCUCGAUAUGAACAGAGGAUCACAGUUUGUGUACGGGGAUACAGCUGUCACUCAGAUGACAUUCCUGCGCCUCCUAUCAAAGGAAGCUUCCCAGAAUAUCACUUAUCUUUGUAAAAACAGUGUUGGGUACAUGGAUGACCAGACUAAGAACCUGAAAAAAGCUGUAAUUCUGAAAGGGGCCAAUGACCUGGAGAUCAAAGCGGAGGGAAACAGCCGAUUCAGAUACACUGUUUUACAUGACAGUUGUUCUAAACGUAAUGGGAACACGGGCAAGACUGUCUUUGAGUAUAGAACGCAGAAUGUGGCACGCUUACCUAUCAUAGAUAUUGCACCGGUGGACAUUGGCAGUACCGACCAGGAAUUUGGAAUUGAAAUUGGGCCAGUUUGCUUUGUGUAAGAGGAAGGGGGGAAAUUAACACACUACCCAGCAACAGCAGCAAUUAAACACAUGAACUUAGACUGAUUGAAGUAAAUCCUGAGACUCUUGAAGUAAUGGCUGAUAUUGGAUCAGCGUUGUAUAUACGGUUCUUUUUAAAUGCCCGGCCUCCUUUUGAAUAUUUAUUUUACUUACAAACCUUCCGUUUUAUAUGAUUGAAACCAACUUUUUAGUAAAACAGUACAAUUUUAAGAGUAUCAGUGACCACCUUUUAAAAGUAAUAUGAAUCUUUUUCCUUACUUUUGUUUCAAAUUAUUUUGAAAUUUACAGGUAUUCAAAAUAGAUAGAUUUAAUGUGCGACUAUGUAAAGCUCUAAGGAUUAUUUCUUUUGUUUGGAUGCAUACUGAAUAACAGAAAAAUAGUGCACUUUUGUGAACCGUUGGCUAUAUUUCAAUGACACCUACUCCCUCAACCCCAGUUUGUCUUCCUGUGGUUGCCAGUAUGAUAGUCAUUAAUGAAAUCUAUGUCUUUUGUAGAAGUAAAUCUCUUCAGACAAGAUCAUCUUAAUUUGGCAUUGUCUUUCCUGCACUUUCCUAUGUAAUAGUCUGCUCAGAAGAGUAUUCCAUACCCAUGAUUAAUUUAUGAAGUAAAAAUACUACUGGGGUAAAUACGAGUUUUCAGCAGGGGUGUCCCAUAUCUUAAAUUUUAAGGCUAGACUUCAGUUCUCACAAUGUAUGUGUGUAAUUCUAUUAAAUUUUCCUUAUCUUCAAAAUACGUCUUAAACCCAAUACUUGUUGAUUUUCCAAUACUUGCCCAUCUAAGAAGCCAUUACAUAUCAAAUUAUACAGAUGUCUUUUAUAUGGUGCCAAUUUAUGUAUGUUGCAAAUCAUUCACAUGUAUACCAGAACAAUUGCUAAUAAAGAGAAAGUUUAGAAAUU